UUAUAUUUUAUUUUGAAACAGAGUGAGACUUCCUGUCAAAGGAUCAGGCUCCGUGACGUCACGAUGAGUAAACUUUAUUUUUAUUUAUUUUUUAUUAUUUAUUGAUGACGUAUUGUUUCCUGACGUCACUCCCGCGUCGACGCUUUUAAAUAUCUGAGUUUAAAUGUUUGUUUUAAUUAAAAUAAUAAUAAUAAUAUAAAUUUAUAUUUCACCGGAACACAAACAAAACGACGAGUUCGACGUCACAUCCGACCAGGAAGCCGCCGACAGUCUCGUGCUGGUGGUUCAGAUCCAGAUCCAAGGUGAUCCAAGAUCCGGAUCCGGAUCCAAGACUCGAGACCAGGUGAUGCUGAGAGCGGUGACCGCGGGACUGAUCCGCGCCAUGCGGGUCUCCAAGACCCCGGGACCGGGACUAGGACCGGGACUAGGACCGGGCUGUGGACCGGGACCAGGUCUGGGUCUAGGACCGGGUCCUGGUCGGACUGUGAUCCGGCAACGCAGCAGCAGAUCCGGCAGGUCGACCAGCUGCAUCGUGGACCCGAACCUGCAGGAACCCCUGGUGGUCCUGGACCUCACAGAUCUGGAGGAGGAGCCCAGCCUCUCCUCUGCCCCGCCCCCUCCUCUCCAGGCCCCGCCUCCUCCUCUCCAGGCCCCGCCUCCCCACAUACAGGCCCCGCCCCCUCCCCUCCAGGCCCCGCCCCCUCCUCUCCAGCUGCGGGCUCUGGAGCGCCAGCUGCAGGUGUUGAGGGGCGUGGCCCAGCAGGAGGCGGAGCCUGACUCUCUGAUCCAGUUCCAGGACGCCGCCUUCCCGCUGGACGAGGAUCUGGUGGCGUCCUCCAAAAAGAAGAAGAAGAAGAAGGCGGCGGCGGGUCGCGGCGAGCACCGCGUGGUAGGGACGCCGGACAAGGACGAGCCAGUCAGCGCCACCGGCUGCCCGGGCUGCGGCGCCCUGCUGCACUGCGUGGCGCCGGCCGUGCCCGGCUACCUGCCCAGCGAGAAGUUCAAGCAGUUGCGGGGGGCGGGGCUUCUGGGCGGCGGCGCCACGUGUCAGCGCUGCCACCUGCUGACGCACCACCGCACGGCGCUCAGCGUGGAGCUGAGCCCGGAGGAGUACCGCGGCGUGGUGCGGAGGCUCCGCCCCCUGAAGGCGCUGGUGCUGCUGGUGGUGGACCUGCUGGACGUCCCGGACGCCAUCGUCCCCGACCUGCCCGACCUGGUGGGCGCCAACAAGCAGGUGGUCGUCCUCGGCAACAAGGUGGACCUGUUGCCGGGCGACGCCCCCAACUACCUGCAGCGCCUCCGCAGGCAGCUGGCGGCGUUCUGCCGGGACGCCGGCUUUGGGGAGCAGGUGACCGGCGUGCACCUGAUCAGCGCCAAGACGGGCUACGGCGUGGAGGCGCUGAUCUCCAGCCUGCAGCGCUCCUGGCGUUACCACGGCGACGUCUACCUGGUGGGCGGGGCCAACGCCGGCAAGUCGACGCUGUUCAACACGCUGCUGGAGUCGGAUUACUGCAAGUCCAACGCCACGGACGCCAUCCACAGGGCCACCAUCUCCCCCUGGCCCGGGACGACCCUGAACCUGCUGAAGUUCCCGAUCAUCAACCCGACUCCUCACAGAUUAUUCAGACGUCAGCAGCGUCUGGACGAGGACGAGAGACAGACGGAGGACGAGCUGUCCCCCGAAGAGCUGCAGAGACUGAGACACUUCAGCCAGCAGGGAUACCUCGUGGGUCGUGUUGGGAGGACGUUCCGUCCUGGUUUCAGGUCCAGACCUAAUGAGAUCCAGUUUGAUCCGGACAGUUUGGCGUUUGGAGAAAAAGACGAAGAAGAGACAAAGACAGGUGACCCCUCAGCUGCCGGGGGACCAGCUGGUCUGAGCCACAACGAGACCAAGGACGCUCACUGGCUGUUCGACACGCCGGGCAUCAUGAAGGACCGAGACAUCCUGCGUCUGCUGACAGAACAGGAAGUGAUGUCAGUGGUUCCGACCAAGGCGCUGGUCCCCAGAACCUUCGUGUUGAGGCCCGGAACCAGUUUACUACUGGGAGCUCUGGGACGCAUCGACUUCCUGCAGGGGGCCAUGUCCUGCUGGUUCUCCGUCCUGGCCUCCAGUCUCGUCCCCGUUCACAUCACCGGUUUGGACAAAGUGGACGCCGUCUAUGAGAAGCACGCGGGACACGUCCUGCUGGGGGUUCCUCUGGGAGGGUUGGAGAGGAUGAAGGACUUCCCUCCGCUCGUCCCCCAGGACGUCCUGCUGGAGGGACGAGGUUACCUGGAGGCAGCCGGGGACAUCACAAUGUCCUCUGCAGGCUGGGUGGCGGUGACGGCGGCGGCAGGUGUCCAGGUGUCUCUGAGGGUCCACGGUCCGGCGGCGGCGGGUUUCGGCGUGAGGACGCCGUCCCUGCUGCCUCACGUCGUGUCUCUGAAGGGCGAGCGGGUCAGGAAGUCUCCGGCCUACAGACCGCUGAGGACAGAGGGACGCCUGGACGGGGGACUGUCCCCCACCGGGACCCAGAGGCUCAACGUCGAGAAGAAGAAGAAGAAGAAGAAGAAGAUGUGAAGACACACUGAGGACAGACGGAGGACACAAGACUGAUAGAAGACAGGGGACAUAUAUUGUCCCGUCAGUCAGAGUGUUGGAACGCCCCCCGGACACUGAGCUGUGAUGUUUCUAUAUUUUGAACUGAAUAUUUCUGACCUGUGGAAUAUUAAUUACUCUUUAUUUAAACAUGUUGGUUUGUUUAUAAUAAAUAACAAAACAAAUUGAGUUUGAAAAUGUUUAUUAAAAAAUCAGAAUAAGGUGAAAGAUUAAGUGUUACAGAUCUCUACAGACAGAUUAAUGAUCUAAUAACUGAAACAUCAUAAAUCAAACUUUGAUUCUUCAGUUAAAGUGUAAAAACAGUUUAAUGUGUUGAAACAGGAAGCUGAUAAACAUAUUUCAUCAUUUCACUGAGUUCAGAUUUCAUCUCAGAGUUUUUCGUCACUUUGGCUUCUAAACAAACAUCAAAUAUCAAAUAUUGCACAGAAAUAUUUACAGAGUUUAAGUGGAACAUGGAGAUAAAAUAAAGUGAUUAUUAACCGUCAGAACUGGAGAUCAGCUGAUUGUCGAAGGCACCGAAA
Centropristis striata (black sea bass) is the source of this 3120-nucleotide messenger RNA. Its product is annotated as nitric oxide-associated protein 1-like. Lineage: Eukaryota; Metazoa; Chordata; Actinopteri; Perciformes; Serranidae. The record is from RefSeq and is a predicted model, not a curated record. Bases 347 to 2560 code for a protein of 737 amino acids. Gene Ontology annotation, molecular function: GTP binding. The transcript is spliced from 9 exons.